Pyricularia oryzae 70-15 is the source of this 450-nucleotide messenger RNA. RefSeq lists its product as uncharacterized. Gene Ontology annotation, molecular function: toxin activity. The coding region runs from base 1 to 450 and encodes 149 amino acids. NCBI's taxonomy places the organism in Eukaryota, Fungi, Ascomycota, Sordariomycetes, Magnaporthales, Pyriculariaceae. The transcript has a single exon. The record is from RefSeq and is a predicted model, not a curated record.
AUGUCUACGUCCAUAUCGACAUCGUCCAACACCAAGUUCCCGAUGGAUUUUGCCGAGAAAAUCAACCACCGCCGCCGAAUUCAUAUAUAUUACAUUGACACAAGCGGAACCGACAUUGUCGACGUGGCGGCCGAAUAUAAAAAGUUGGGCGAGGACUACCCCUUUCCGGACGAGGCUGAGUUUCUCGUCUUGUCCAAAGUCCCUUGGCGCAAGAUUGUGGGAUGGAUUGAAUUCGAGCCGGUGGGGAUGGAAUCCACCCUCGACGUGCUCGGGACCGGCCCUUCCCGCACUCGCACGACAUCCAAAAGCACAUUUUACGCCAACGAGGCCUAUCGUGGUACGGUCAAAGUAGAUAAAAACGGCAACGUCAUGGAGAGGGGCGGCUUGAACGGUGGCGGGAUGCAGGGUAGUCACGUCGGGACAAGCAAUAACCGAUGGGCUUACCCUUAG